CAUCAUUCCUCGUUCGCAACUCGAGCUGUUAGGACGUCCAGCUCCAAGUUUUCGAGCCAAGUGAUCCAAGUGUGUGUGCAAAACAGAGGCUACUCUUCGAACUUGAGCCAUUCAAUUUCCCCCAAGGGUGAGUUUUUCCCUAUCUACCUGGUGCAAUGUGCGAUUAGUGAACGAGGCCAAAACUUUUCGUACACCCCUCUCAAUUCGUCAACCUCUAACCCAAUCCUUAUCGCCGCGAAUAUGUCCAACCUACAGCAGAAAUCUCCGGGGAAAUUGCGAUGGCAACUGGUCUUAUUGUAAUUUCGAUUCGCCCUCGCGAAUUUCACUCGCUUAUUUCUGACCCAAUUUCCCGAAUGCAUCACUUCCUCCAUAUCUUCCCGCGGAGGAGAAUGAAUCUGGCACAUGCAGUGUCCAGCGGAUAAUUCGCGUCAUUUGUUUAUCGCCACAAGAACAAUAUCGCAUCCACAUAUGUAUGUAUUUUUAGCGAGGUCCAUCCGGACAAGGAACCAAUCCGCUUUGUUCCACUGACAUUUCUUUAUUGCUCGCCUGCACCGCCGCAAAUAUUGCACAUAAAUAAGCCUACAUUUGUUUACCCCAUUGUCGCUAGCGAUAAACAUUCGCCGACGCAGCUCCAGAGGAAGUAUCCGCAUCCACUGGCGGCGAACGGAGGCGCCAUCGCUACCCAUCCUCAAUUCCCCGUUUCCGUUCGAUUUCGAUUUGGAUUUCUUUUUCCACAGGUCACCCCACGCAGUGGACUCGCUUACCAAUUUAAGAUCGCAUCGACGCACCAAACCCACGAUGGCCGGAGGAAGUCGCCCUCUCCAAUUAGUUCUCCUGGUCCUAGUUGCGCUCGCCCAAUGGCAACCCAUCGCCGCUGGAUUGGUCUCCAACGAGGAGCUGCGCGGAACUAUCCAGUCGCUGAUCUACUCCUACAAUCAGCUGGACAAUAAGCUGGAGCGGCACGAGCAUCGCGAGCGUGCGUUGGGCGAGCUGCUCAAGAAGGCGCUGCAGUCGCUCCAGAAGGGCCAGAAGAGCCUGGAGCCCAUCAAUGGGAUCUUCGGGCGCCUGGACGAGCGGGUCAGCCAGAUAGAGACCAUGCUGAUCACGCAAGAGGAGAAGUACAACUCGCAGUCGGACCGCUUCAACCAGGCAACGGAGCACAUGUUCAAGUGGAUGCGGGAGAACGACGAGUGCUUCAAGAGGCCGCCGGUCAGCGCCAACAUGAUCGCUCCCCCAGCCGCGGCCGCCCCACCCGCCAUUCCCAAGGAGUUCCUGGAGGAUCAGAAGCGCCUCAACGCCAAGCUGCUCGAGGAGAUCCAGAAGUUGUCGGCCAGCGUGGCCGCCCUCAAGGAGAGCAGCCAGAAGGCGUCCGAUCAGACCCAGAAGCGCCUCGAGGGUCUGCCCAAGGCACCGGAGCUGCUGUCCCAGAUCGAAGCCAAGCUGCAAGAGCACGCGGCCAGCGUGACCACCGCCGCUCCACCGAAGAACGCUGAGUUCGAGGCCCAACUCCUGGAGCGUCUCACCUCGCUGGGCGGCCAGGUGAGCUCUCUAAGCGAGACUGUGCAGCGACCAGCUGCUCCGGUUGGCCUGAGCGAGACGGAUCGCGCCUACAUCCAGGAACUGAACAACGAUACCCUGAAUGCGCUGGCGCAGCUGAAGAGCGAGUCCUCGGUGGAACAGAAGUCAGCUGCGACGGAGGCCACGGAGCGACUGCAGCAGGCGGAGGCCAACAUCCAGGCGGACGUUCGCCAGCUGUCCGCGGACGUGGGCAUUCUCAACAAGCACUUCGCCUCGACUAACGAGAGCAAUGCCAAGCUGAACGAGGGACUCGAAGCGCUCGGUAAGUUCAACAACAUCAUGAUGACCAACUCGGAGGUCGUGCUGGACACGCAGCGCAAGGUGGACUUCGGCACACUGAACGUGGUGCAGCGGGUUGGCAAGCUGCUGGCGGAGGAAAUGGCCACGCUGAGCGGACUGCUGAAGGAGCGCUUCUCGUCGCUGGACGGAGCGGUGGUGAGCAUCCAGCAGGAGGCGAACAAGAACAUCAGCGGACUGCUGGAAACGGAGCUGAACCAGGUGUGGCACCGCAUCGAGAUCAUGGCCGGCGAGAUCAGCCAGAGCCGGCUGAUGCUCGGAGAUAUCCAGUCCGCUUCCGAUGGCUACAACAACAGCACUCUCAUCACCAUGAUGGGUCUCGGCAGCCGCGUGGAGGAGACCAAGAAACACAUGAUCGACAUGGACGAGAACCUCAACUAUCUGCUGGGCAAGCUGUCGCUCAUGUCCACCGAGUUCGCCAGCAUCAAGAAGGGCCUGGCCGACUCCCUCGAGGAUCUGCGCAACUCCUUCCACGGCCUCCACGAGCGGAUGCCCACGGGUCCCGGUCCGCACAACAUCGACAAGAACACGUAUCUGACCGACGUCAAUCUCCUGUCCAAGCGCCACGCUGAGCCCGGUCGGGAGUAGAGCGGCUGAGCGCCGGAGAUGACACUUGAACGAAAAGCAAUACAAUACUUUUAACCAUAGCGCUUAAGUCUGCCCACUUACAUAUACUCAUCUAGUUGCGCCUUAAGCUUAAGCACAGCAAAACGUCACUCAAUAAAGAUCGAAUAUUAUGUAC
Drosophila melanogaster (fruit fly) is the source of this 2617-nucleotide messenger RNA. RefSeq lists its product as uncharacterized. The record is from RefSeq and is marked reviewed. The transcript has 4 exons. Bases 799 to 2463 code for a protein of 554 amino acids. NCBI's taxonomy places the organism in Eukaryota, Metazoa, Arthropoda, Insecta, Diptera, Drosophilidae.